This is a messenger RNA of Baudoinia panamericana UAMH 10762, 731 nucleotides long. RefSeq lists its product as uncharacterized. The record is from RefSeq and is a predicted model, not a curated record. The transcript has 2 exons. Bases 331 to 711 code for a protein of 126 amino acids. NCBI's taxonomy places the organism in Eukaryota, Fungi, Ascomycota, Dothideomycetes, Mycosphaerellales, Teratosphaeriaceae.
GUGUACCACCCUGGAUACUGUAAGGUACGCUGCAUUUACUAGUACCGCUACCUACUCCGUCGUCACUUCUCUGGAACUGUAUGGAUUUUACGGAUUCACUGUGUUGUCCUCCGUUAUCCCAACUCGACGUACGGUUGUGCGACUCUCUUAGCUGGAGGGUAGGACAUUCUGACCGGCACCAUCUCGACAAUGCCGUCAACUUGCGGUUCAAUAGCAACCAGACCUUGACCGUAGGUUGUCAGAUACGGCAGGCCGCCGCCAAAUUGUCUAUAGUACGUGCUUGGUCAGCUAGACGGAGAUCCAGACCUCGUUGUAGCUUCGGCUCCCAACAUGAAGUCGGUUUCGAACCUUCGGGGGAAGGCCUUGAUGGCGGAUAGUUCAACCAGUGGCUACGCUGAAAUUUUACGCAAGAUCUUGAGCUUGUAUAGUCUCACUUUGGGAAGAGUCCACACGUUCCAGCUUGUCGGAUCGACCAAUAACCGCUACCAAUAUCUCUGUGCUGGCCAGCUACCGAACGGUACCGCGGUAUACGCGACCAUCUUGACGUACCCGUUCACUGCUAACGGCGAGGCGCCGUCACCGUCCUUCAAAAUCCUUGCCAUGGUCUCGGACUUCGUCGACCCUUACGCUUCGAGUGCCUUCACCGUAUCCGAACCAAUUUGGCGAGCUCGACGUCCCGCACAAUAUAUAUCGUGUUUCCUGUCAGUAUAGGAUUCCCACAAUCUAGCGAA